This is a messenger RNA of Amphiprion ocellaris (clown anemonefish), 2598 nucleotides long. RefSeq names its product splA/ryanodine receptor domain and SOCS box containing 1 (gene spsb1). Gene Ontology annotation, biological process: proteasome-mediated ubiquitin-dependent protein catabolic process; intracellular signal transduction. The transcript has 3 exons. The coding region runs from base 372 to 1193 and encodes 273 amino acids. The record is from RefSeq and is a predicted model, not a curated record. Gene Ontology annotation, molecular function: protein binding. Lineage: Eukaryota; Metazoa; Chordata; Actinopteri; Pomacentridae. Gene Ontology annotation, cellular component: SCF ubiquitin ligase complex.
CAGCUGGGAGCACUUUACCACGUGAUGCGGGAGAUGUUAGAGAGCAGCCAUCACCAUUUCACCUAAUUCAUGUCCAGCCUGAAAUGCAAAAAGGUGAGACGACAGGGGAGCUGAGAAACUACGAUGGAGUAGAGUCCUCCGCCUCUGCCCGGGUCCCGUCCUCCUCCUCCACCGCCUCUCAGCUCCAGCAGGCUUCAAUCACCACUUGGUCUCACCUCAGCUGUCUGCACCUGACAGAGGAGCACAAACCAGCUGCUUGGGCUGCAGGAGCACAGUGGAGGAGAAGGUCUGAGGCUGAUCACUCCCCCCAUUAGUCUUUGAGGAGGGGGGAGGAAGAGGAGGAAGAAGGAGCCGCUAUAACCACCUGGAGCAUGGGGCAAAAGGUCCCAGUUGGCAUUAAAACCAUUGAUAUGCGGGACCCGGCGUUCAGCCCCCUGAAGUUGGAGCUCCAGGCCCUGAGUCACACCAAGCCGUCUCGACUGGAUCUGCUGCUGGACAUGCCACCCGCCAGCAUGGACGUCCAGGUCCAGAACUCGUGGAACAACGACGACCGCUCCCUCAACAUCUUCGUUAAGGACGACAACAAGCUGGUGUUCCACAGGCACCCCGUGGCGCAGAGCACGGACGCCAUCCGGGGCCGCAUCGGCUACACGAGGGGACUGCAUGUGUGGGAGAUCAGCUGGGCCAUGCGUCAGAGGGGGACGCACGCCGUGGUCGGAGUGGCUACGAGCGACGCCCCGCUGCACUCGGUGGGCUACACGGCUUUGGUAGGAAGCAACGCCGAGUCCUGGGGCUGGGACCUGUGCAGGAGUAAACUCUACCACGACGGCAAGAACCACCCAGGAAAAACCUACCCAGCCUUCCUGGAACCAGACGACACCUUCAUAAUCCCAGACUCCCUAUUAGUGGUCUUGGACAUGGAUGAGGGGACUCUGGGCUAUAUAGUUGAUGGACAUUAUUUAGGGGUGGCGUUCAGAGGACUUAAGGGCAGGAAGCUGUACCCAGUGGUCAGUGCCGUGUGGGGACACUGUGAAAUACGAAUCCGGUACAUAAAUGGACUUGAUCCUGAGCCCCUCUCUCUGAUGGACCUGUGUAGGCGUUCAGUGAGGGUUGCGUUAGGAAGAGACCGUCUGAAUGAAAUCCAUAGACUGCCCCUGCCGGCCUCGCUCAAGAACUACCUGCUGUACCAAUGACGGCGCUGACAGCCACAGCGCGCUCAGCACACCCUCGUUUCUUUCUCGUGUUUCUCUGGGAUCAUUCUUGGGUCAAACCCGUUUGACAGCAUUGCUCAAGCCUCCAGGACUGACUCAGCCUCAUGGAUGAUUCAACAAGUACGCUUCUGUGUCAGUGGCUGGACUCUUUUGAGGUUCUUAUCCUGUUUUUUUAUGACUCUUUGCAAUUGUAUUCUCUAACUUUAUAAAAUCAGCAAUCACUGAGCACUAUGCACAUGCUGAUCCAGUCGAUGCUCUGAUAAUCACCACGUUGGUGGACCUCCAGUUUUAGGUCGAUGUGGCGUCAGUGGUCAGUACCUCUGCUGUGACUUCCAGACCUUUUGAUUUAUUAAACUGUAGUCUUUGAAAUUUAAACGCUGUUGUGCUAAAUCAACUGAGUGAUGAGCAUUAAACUUUUUAAUGUUGGUGCGGUGGUGCACUGCCACUUUCGGGCCACAAGGUGGCAGCACACACUUGUAAACCAUUUAUAAACCUCAUCUCAAAUUGAGCAUUAUAACUUGAAAUCCUAAUCGUUUUUAAGAAAUCAUGAUGAUUGUUUUUUUAAAAUAGAUAUUAAAUACAAUUUGCUGUGGACUUAACACAGAUAAGAGAUGCUGACCACUCCUUAGAGAGUCUGUGGUGCAGUGUGGAUGAAUGCACUGUGAGGCGGCUGAACAGCAGCUCUGACCACUCACUGCACUAUCAGGUUUCUCUGCCCCACCGCUAGCCAUCAGGCAUCCGACAGGAACACCAUCAGCAGAAACUUUAACGGAAAGAAAGAUAAUGUCACUGUGAUUAUUCGUUGCAUGCAUCUGCAGGAAACUCUUCUCAAUACAGUCACGUCUUUCUCAUUUGUCACUCCUGCUUUUUGUAGUGCGGUAGUUUUCAGCCACGUUCGGUCGACGCCCAGUAGAGUUUUUACAGGUUCUCCAUCAGCUGAUUCCACUGGUUUGAAAUGAACCAGUGAAACAGCGACGCUAGUGUAAUGGUCGGCUGGACACGUGGCUGAGAACAACUGAUGUAGUGUUCGUGUUUAUGACAUCUAAAAGGGGUAAAAAGGUGGUUUUUGGGAGCUGGCUGUGUAGGUACUUCCAUCAGCAAACUUCAUUUUUAAGACACCAUUAAUCUCAGAAAACGACAAUCUAUCUAAGUGCUGCACAAAUGUAAUAAAAUAUGGUCAGAUUGCCAACAUAUUGUCAAAUGCCAUAUCAUAGACCUGUUGACUCUAGUAUUUUUAAAAUGUGCAGACGUGCUGCAUGUUCAGCAUCCAGCUGGAUGUCGACACGCUGCGCUACACCUUCCUUUUCCUUGCUUGCAGCUUCCACUUUAUUUGUAUUCCUUGUUGUAGAUUUGUUUUCAAGUAUUAAAUAAAGAUUAUUUCAAAUUA